Stylophora pistillata is the source of this 1730-nucleotide messenger RNA. Its product is annotated as alpha-1,3-mannosyl-glycoprotein 2-beta-N-acetylglucosaminyltransferase. Gene Ontology annotation, molecular function: alpha-1,3-mannosylglycoprotein 2-beta-N-acetylglucosaminyltransferase activity. Gene Ontology annotation, biological process: protein N-linked glycosylation. The record is from RefSeq and is a predicted model, not a curated record. NCBI's taxonomy places the organism in Eukaryota, Metazoa, Cnidaria, Anthozoa, Scleractinia, Pocilloporidae. Gene Ontology annotation, cellular component: Golgi apparatus.
AUGUAUCGCCCAGUAAAACAUGGGAACAUUGAUCAUUCUAGAUAUACCAUUUAUGAACGUUUCGAAAACAGAAAAACAAACCUUCCAAAAAGAUUUUCUGCGGCUACAAACGCCCAAGGAAUAGUUGCAACUGUGCUUGUCAUAGCCUGCAACAGACCAGAAGUGGAGAGAUGCCUGGACCGAUUAUUAAGAUUUCGACCAUCGGAAAAGAAGUUCCCUAUAGUUGUCAGCCAAGAUUGCGGACACGAGGAGACAGCUAAAGUUAUUGCCUCUUAUGGAGACAAAGUCAUGUAUGUAAGACAUCCUGACGUGUCCGACAUAAAUGUGCCUGGAGGUGCAGAUAAUUUAAAGGGUUACUAUAAACUAUCAAGACACUAUAGAUGGGCUUUAUCGCGGGUUUUUGAUGUGCUUCAUCAAGAUACGGUUAUUAUUGUUGAAGAUGAUCUAGAGAUUGCUCCUGACUUCUUUGAGUAUUUUGAGGCUACUAAAACAUUGCUUGAUAAAGACCCUACAGUAUGGUGUGUAUCAGCGUGGAAUGACAAUGGAAAAACCGGAAGGGUGAGGGGUAAUGAUUUGCUCUACCGAACUGAUUUUUUUCCUGGUCUAGGAUGGAUGCUGAAAAAAUCUCUCUGGGAGGAGUUGGCACCUAAGUGGCCUGCAGCAUUCUGGGAUGACUGGAUGCGGCAUCCAGAGCAGAGACGUGACCGUGCUUGCAUUCGUCCUGAGAUACCUCGUGUGGUGACAUUUGGAAGGAUAGGAGUUAGUCGGGGCCAAUUCUUUGAUGAGCAUCUCAAAUAUAUUAAGCUGAAUGAUGAAUUUUAUCCUUUUACAGAAAAAAAUUUGACAUACCUCAUGAAAGAUGUAUAUGAUGCAGCAUUUAUCAAUACAGUGUACAAAUCACCAUUAGUUUCAUUUGAGUAUUUUCACUCAGGCCAGGUGAUGCCUGCUCCAUCUGUGAGGGUUCAGUAUGAAUCCGAGGAAACCUUUAGGUCAUUAGCAAACCAACUAGAAAUCAUGAAUGACUUUAAGGCAGGAGUACCAAGAAUGGCAUAUAGAGGUGUGGUUAGUUUUAUGUACAAAAAUUUAAGAGUUUAUUUAACACCACCCAGAAACUGGAGUGGAUAUGAAUACCCUGAAUGAUUCUAAUUCCCAGUGCUCCAAGUUGUGAAAGCCAUGUUUUGUAGUCAACAGUGCACUUAAAGUGCCCAUAAUGUCAAAAAACGCUUUUUACUCAUCUAAUUCUACAUUUGACCAAAUGAACUUGGGUGAAAAAUUCUUUUGAUUUGGAUAAAACACGAUUUUUUCACGAAUUUUUACAAAGUUCAAAAUUCUAUUUUCUUGCGGUCGACCCCUGCCGCUGAUCACAAGAAUAACGUGCUCAAAAUGACCACGUGACUGAUAUCUGUGACGUAGGUUCAGGAACCUCAGUUGACCUUUAAGUGCAUAUAAAUACACUGGUCGAGUGUGGGUCGUUUACGAUAUUGUGAGCUUACGAUAUUGUGACCACUCUGAAGCAAAUUCCCACUUUUUUUCAAGUCAGAUAAGUCACAACCCAAAAUCACUUGUUCCUGAACUUACAUCAUGACUCACUUUAAACUGAGGAAGACUGGUGCGAAUGGUGGACCAAAAUGCCGGCAAAUUUGAAUGUCUUAUGCGUUUUAUCCAAAUCGAAAAUUUUUUUUUCCCAGAAGUUCAUUUGGUGAAAUGUAGAAUUAGAUGAGCGAAAAACA